AUUAGCGUUUGCAGCUGUCGGGUCUCUCUCUCUCUCUCUCUCUCUCUCUCUUUAAACUACUACUUGCAUUCCUUUUUUCCCAUUCUGGCUUUCUCUUUUAUUAACCAACCCAUCAAAUAAUAACAAUAGUCAACAACUUCUAUAACAUCAUAAACUAGGAUUCAUCUCAUUCUCUGUCCCUCUUCAAUGAUUCUUUUGUGGUAAAAAAGGGGGGACUGUGAAUAUGGAUAUAGAGACAAGCAUAGUAGAGCAACAAGAAAAGGGAAUGAUGUGGAAUUACAGAAGAUUAAGCUUUCUCCAUUCUUGUCAACUGUAAAUGUGAUCAUCCACACCAAAAGAGUUUGAUGCAAAAGGAAAGUUACCCAUUUCCCGUUUUGUUUGUUUAGAUGCCAUGGCUUAUCCACAUUACCGAUCACCUUUUGGUGACACAACGUUUACAAAAGUAUUUGUUGGGGGACUAGCUUGGGAAACACCAACGGCAGAAAUGCGAAGAUAUUUUGAGCAGUUUGGAGAGAUUCUUGAGGCUGUUAUUAUUACUGAUAAAAACACAGGCAAAUCUAAAGGAUAUGGCUUUGUUACUUUCCGUGACCCUGAAUCAGCUAGGAGGGCUUGUGUUGAUCCAAAUCCUGUAAUUGAUGGAAGAAGAGCGAACUGUAACAUUGCUUCACUUGGAAGGCCUAGACCUUCACCGCCACGAGGAAGAAAUCAAGGCAGCAGUCCUUAUCAGGGAGUUGCACAUCAAGGUGCGCCAUCUUAUAGUGGAGUUGCAGCAACAGUGCCUCCACCUCCGCCACCACCACCUCCUGUCAUUUAUCCACCUUAUGGGUACCCAAAUUACAGUCCUGAAUACGGGUAUCACCAAGCUUUCUAUAAUCCACAAAUUCAGCAGCCACAAUACUAUCAUCAACCGUAUGGAUCAUCAUCUACCACAAUGGGGUCUCCGUAUUACUAUGGCUAUUCUUUGCAAGCUCCCCGGGGAACAAUUUCUGCACCCCAGGCUCAACGUAUCCCCGGACCGUCCUAUCUCUACUAUCCAACUCAGAUAGAGGGGUCCUUCUCCACCUAUCCUCCCCCACCCUUUCAUCUCACUAGGCAUCCCUUUCCAUCUUCCACAGAUUCACUGACUCCGCAUCAUUCCUCCACAGAACCAGAAGCUGGGGCCAUCACUUCUGAAGAUCCAAAAACCUAAAGGGAAGAACUCAUCCCUGCCAAAAUGUUCAAAUUGUACAAUCUUGAUAAGUUUAUGUUCUUCCUAUCACCUUAUUUCACUCUUAUAUUCUCAACAAUUUACCGAUGGGUGGGUACUACAUCAAGUUAAUGCUACGGCCUAUGGCAGGAAAAGGACUAAUCAACCACUUUAUGCAGAAUUUUUUUUUCCUCUUUAAUUCUCAAGGAAAAAAAAUUCAUUCAGGUGAUUCAUUCAUUAAGAGUUUAACAUCCUUUACAGAAUUGUAUGAACUAUGAACUAAAGGAGGGAAGGGCAGUCCCUCAAUAAAAAAAAUUUUGAUCAACAAUUUAGCUCUCAACAUCAUUUUGUUUUCCUUUUGUCUAUGGCGUUUAAUCAAAAGCAAAGGUGCACCAUAUCCAAUGGCAUUAAUUAUGAUACUAGCAUGUAGAAACUCUAGACAUACAAUUGCUAUUGAUAAAUAAUUGGUUUGGAUCAAUUUCGAGGAUGUGCUGAAACCAGAAAGAGCCAAACUGAAACAAAUUCAGUUUGGUUCCCUCUGAAAUCACAAUUCGUUAUUAUGUUUAGUUAAUUAGCAAUAUUUUCAAGAUUUAAAAUUGAUUUUUGGCCACCUAAAGAGUGAGUUUGCUGGGGAUUUGAGAUUGAAAACCAUGGGAUCAAUUAUUGGAAAGCAAUACUGUAGCCUACUUACUUUUAUGGCUUCUUUGCAUGGUAUUAAUAACCAAGAAAAUGUAAGAAGAAGAUUUGCUGUAUAACA
This is a messenger RNA of Durio zibethinus, 1943 nucleotides long. RefSeq lists its product as uncharacterized. Gene Ontology annotation, molecular function: RNA binding. Lineage: Eukaryota; Viridiplantae; Streptophyta; Magnoliopsida; Malvales; Malvaceae. The record is from RefSeq and is a predicted model, not a curated record.